This is a messenger RNA of Trypanosoma grayi, 1983 nucleotides long. Its product is annotated as SET and MYND domain-containing protein. The record is from RefSeq and is a predicted model, not a curated record. The transcript has a single exon. Gene Ontology annotation, molecular function: protein binding. Lineage: Eukaryota; Euglenozoa; Kinetoplastea; Trypanosomatida; Trypanosomatidae. The coding region runs from base 1 to 1983 and encodes 660 amino acids.
AUGAGCGGUGUGGCGCCUGACCUUGCGGCGCAGGCGCAGUGUAGGCGGGAGGCGGCCGCCAAUCUUGGUCAGUGGCGCGAUGUCCUGUUUGCGCUGGCAAAGACGCUGCCCCAGGACAUCGGUACGAGGCCCGUGCGGGAGGUGCUGGAGGAACUCCAGCAGAAGAAAGAUUCCAAGUUUCUAGGUCUCCUGGAGGCUUUAAACGGAGACGAGGUAAAAAAGGCGUGUGACGUGAAUAACGACGAGGCGGUACGGUGGAAGGAGCAUGGAAAUAAAGCAUAUGGUUCAGGGAAAUUUGAAGAAUGUGUGCUCAUGUACACCCGUGGAAUGAUGUAUGCAAGCGAAGACGAAUCUUUGGCGAUGCUCAUCUGCAACCGGGGCGCAGCUUUGAUGGCGCAGGAGCAGUUUGUUGAAGCGUUAGCCGAUGCCCACGCAACCUUCACCCUCACUCCGGACUAUUGGAAGGCUUUACAGCGUCGCGGGGCGUGCUUGAAGAGGUUGGGUUUUGAAGUGGAAGGUGAAAAAGACAUUGACGCAGCCAACAAUGCGGACGUGGGAUCUGCAAACGCAGCGGAGGUGGUGACUAAAAUUCUCCACGCAGGCGACGGCAGUGGCUGCAGCACGGUUUCACCGGGAACAGAUGUCAUACCUUAUUUGGAUGGUAUUUCCUAUGGGGCGGGUGUGAAGGGUGUGGUGGCAAAGAAACGCUUGGAACCUGGAGAGGUUAUUACCGAGACACCAGUUGCGCAUGCACUGUAUGAUGAUCACUGGGGAUUGCGGUGCUGCUACUGCCUACGAAGGACACGUGCCUUGUAUCCGGCAACAGCGUACCGUGCCAAAGGAAAGGUAGCUCGGGGGCUAUUUUGUAGUGAGGUAUGUGGCAAUACCUCCUGGGAGCGUUACGGUCAGUACGAAAGUGGCAAUUCGUUCUUUCAAAUGUGUCCCGUUGAUGCUCUUGUGGCAAGCCGGAUGCUGCGUUGUGAGCAGGCUGGGCCAACUCCCGUGCCGCUUCGUGGUGACUUCACAGGUGAGUUGUACCCCGCUUCUGUCAUAGGUGGUUACGAGACUCUUGUGAGUCUUUGUGCUUUGUUGUUGGGGGCUGUGAGUGCAGAGGAUGCUGAUCGUCUACGGCUUGCUCAACGACAAGUCUUAUUGUCUGGCUUUGAGAUUAGAUUUUUCACGGGUUCGCAAAUUACGAUAAACCCUGAAAAGAUGGAGGCGUUUAUUGACGAAUCUCGCCCCAUAGCAAUUGGGAAGGCAGUGUGCAUGACUGCAGCCCGAUUUCGUCACUCGUGUGUCCCGAACUGCUUUGCAUCAUUUGUCGGGAACCCACUUGAAUGCUCACUGACACUCACAAUUCGUGCCAUAAAGCCAAUCCUACCAGAGGAAGAGCUAAACAUUGCAUAUUACAACAUGACGACGUACAAGGCUGUUAGUGCUCAUACCCGCCGACGUGCCCUUGUUGAGCGUUGCGGUUUUGUGUGCAACUGUCCUGCGUGCCUCGAUAACAAGGAUGAGCGCGUAACGGUCGAUAAGAAGGAGUACUAUAUUCAAUCCAGUGAUUUGUACCAAAAAGGGUGUCGGUUAAUACGAGAGGGGCAGUGCGAUGUUGCUGUCAAUGUAUUGACGCAGAGUUACACUAUUGCUAUGGAGCACCUGUGUCCACCGCCACAACCACCUCAGUCAAUGAUUCCAAAGACCCAUAUGGCCCUUGCCAAGGCAUUCAAUCGUUUGAAGGAAAACACAAAAUGUGUGGAGCACCUAAAGGCAAAGGUGGAGUUGGAUGAACGACUCUAUGGGGAAGACCAUAUUGAGUUUGUGGAUGACUAUAUCCGCCUUGCAUUCUUUGAGUCCACUGAANGGAUGAACGACUCUAUGGGGAAGACCAUAUUGAGUUUGUGGAUGACUAUAUCCGCCUUGCAUUCUUUGAGUCCACUGAAGAGGGAAGAAGAAUGUAUGCAGAGAAAGCGGUGGAGAUGUUGA